UCUAGCGGUCUCGACAGAAAAGGUAAAAACCGUGUUUGGCAGGAAUUUUCAAAAGCCGCGUGCUGUGGAGGUAAAAAUAAAUGGAAAUGAUGUUGAUGUCAUCUGCAGCAACGUGCCGACCAGAAAUGAAAAGAUCAAGCAGGAUGUCUUGUUUUCCACGAUAAAUUUUUGGUGUCGUCGUGUAUUGAGUGAAACAGCGUGAUUGUGAUUUUGACACUACUUGUUCUACUCCUCUCUAGCAGCUACGAGUACGACGGCAUACAAUUAUUUUGAAUCAUGUCUAACGACGAUAGUGCUUGUGACCAAAGCGAGUCCGCAGUCGCUAUUGCCACUCCCAUCACGACCACAACGACCACAACCCCUCUCGUUCCACAGCAGCUUCAUCUACUGAUCGAAGGCCAGCACACGCUCGCCCCGAGCUUCGCUGCAGAUGCAGGUCGGUCUUGUGUAGUGGGCGAACAAGAAGGACAAACAUGUGCACGCGAAGAACAAGAGGGGCACCAGCUCCAGAGUAGAGGAGCUGAUUUUAGUAGCGUCGAGUAUGAUAAGAAUGAUCCGAAACAAGAUAUAAGGUCACGACUCCACGGCGGCCUGGAGGAAGUAGAUGCUGCAACAACCCAAGCUGCACACGACUGUGCCACGGGCCGCGAGGGGGGUACAAGAUGUAUAACCACUGCUCCCGCGGAAAGAACAGCAGAAAGCUACGACUCUCUCAAGCAGCGUCUGGCGCAGGCGGAGAAGCAGUUGCAGUUCCUGCGGAAAGAGAAGGAGCGGAUGGGAAAAAAUGCGCUCAUCGAAGCAAAGGAGGUUGCCACGCCUCUGGAAGACGACACCUUCUUCCAGGGAUACGGCCCUCAGAGGUCGUGCCUACUUCAUGAUGUUGUUCCGUCGCCGUCCUCAGCACCGCUAUUCAGAGCAGGCCGAGGAAACGACGACGGCUGUGGGCUUGUGGAAAGGAAAUCGAGGAUUGGGAAGAAAUUGUUCCAAGGAGGACCACCACGACUACAAUCUUCAUCGGGCGGAUCAUCCGCGUCAAGUAGCUAUAGCCGCCCGCCCCCACUGUUCCGCCAAUCUGACUACCUGCAAGCGACGAAGGUCGACGUGCAGCGAAGAGUGAAAGCAGAAGUCAACCAAUUCAUGGUCGACGCGCUCUUCGACUUGUACGAAAAUUUUUACGGAGGUUCUCCUAGUGAUAAAAAGCAGGAGAUGAAACAAGAACACGGCAGCAGCGCGGGCAGCACGCUGAGUACUUGUAGAUCCCGCAGCUCCACCGCAUCUUCACGAGUUGUUGUAGCUCAAGAAGAAAAAUCGCUUCUGGUCCCAGCACGGGCGGGUCGAAGAAGUUUCGAUGACGCAACUGAACCUCUGAAGACUUGUAGUUCAUCUGACGCAGCUGAGCCUGAUGUUGACCAAGCUUUUUUACAUCAGAGUACUAUCCAGGAGGAGAAUUACUAUCCUUGCGGCCGUUCUCAACAAGAAGACCACCACAAGCGAAACAAGAAGAGCAUUGUCCUAUUAAUUGACAGUCCUCAGUUUCUUUCGGCGCAAGCUGUGCUGAAAAAGUUCAACUGUGGUGGGAGAAGGAACACAAACUCAAACUCCUAUAAUGGUUCCAGCGACACCAGCUGCGAAAGUACAGCUGCACAAUGCGACAACGAUACUACCGGUACAAGAACCUCAUCUUCACGCAACAGCAUGCUACAUCACCUCCUUCCCCCACUCCAUCCCGGGCAGAUCCACAUUCCCCAGUACGACCAGCGCGACUACUUGAAGAUGAUCCACAAUGCCGAAACCAUCGCCGUCUCCGCCAUGUGCAACGUCCGGUGCCAACGCAUGGACCACUGGCUGAUUGCGAACCGCACUGUCGGGUACGACUGCGUGUUGUUCUUCGCGGACAUGGAGAGCUCUCUCCUUGGGCACAAGGAGAAACGGCUGUGUCCCGGCAAGGACAUUUCCCGCUACUUCCGGUACGGCUACCCGGCGAGGCUCAGCAUCCUGGCCGUGACCUUCGACCCCCGGGACGGCACGAAAAGCGGGGAGGUCGCGGAGUUUGUGGCGGAAGAGGGAUGGUUGUGCGACUACGAGGUGGAAACGCUCAAGGAAUUCAACUACGGCAUGGGGUGCGUGGUAUUCCGAGUGAUGAAGAAGAUGAAAGGUGGAGAACAAAGAUAAUCGGACGGGUGGAGGAUGGAAGCAGGGCGAGGACCGGAGCUUGCAAAUAAAGACUAAGAUCAAUCUUGGAGAAGGAGAAGUAUCUCGGAAGUUCAAGUUUAAAAAAUUAGUACCGGGUGGUGUGGUCACUCUCAAACACCUUUCUUCAACGAGUUGUAGUGACCACAAGACCUAGUAUCAUUCUCGAAAUGUUUCAUGAGUACAGCGACCACGACAAUUCUCUCUCGCAGUUGAGGCAACUGGUGAGUUGUUGCUUUUCCUACAAAACUGCUUCAUCUCUACAAAUGAAUCCGAAAGGAAGAAGUUUGAAUCCAUGCAAGGAUCGACGUUAAAGCGUCACAUUGAGACCUAAU
Messenger RNA from Amoebophrya sp. A120, 2525 nucleotides. The record is from the annotation of a GenBank genome assembly. Lineage: Eukaryota; Dinophyceae; Syndiniales; Amoebophryaceae.